Rosa rugosa (rugosa rose) is the source of this 3708-nucleotide messenger RNA. RefSeq lists its product as uncharacterized. The transcript is spliced from 5 exons. The record is from RefSeq and is a predicted model, not a curated record. Lineage: Eukaryota; Viridiplantae; Streptophyta; Magnoliopsida; Rosales; Rosaceae. Gene Ontology annotation, molecular function: nucleic acid binding; RNA-DNA hybrid ribonuclease activity. The coding region runs from base 1 to 3708 and encodes 1235 amino acids.
AUGGUGUGUACUAGACCCGAUAUUGCUCAUGCAGUUGGAGUUGUGAGUAGGUACACGAAUAAUCCAGGAAAGCAACAUUGGGAGGUUGUGAAGUGGAACAUGAGAUAUCUUCGGGGUACUACUGAUAUGUCUCUUUGUUUCAAGAGAGGUAGUGUUGAACUACAAGGAUAUGUUGAUGCAGACUUGGCAGGAGAUGAUGAUACUUGUCGGAGUACUACUGGUUAUGUGUACACUGUGGGUGGUGCUGCAGUACCUUGGGUCUCAAAUUUGCAAGGGCAAGUGGCCCUGUCUACAACAGAGUCCGAGUAUGUAGCAGUCUCAGAGGCUGGUAAGGAGAUGGCGUGGCUAAAGAGUCUGUUGGAGGAAUUGGGUAAAAAGCAAGAGAAUUGUGCAUUGUACAGUGAUAGUCAAAGUGCAAUUCACUUGGCAAAGAACCCUGCUUUUCAUUCAAGGACUAAACACAUUCCUAUGAAGUAUCACUACAUACGAGAACUCGUGGAGAAUGAAGUGCUGCAAUUGUUGAAGAUUCAAGGAAGUGAGAAUCCUGCUGAUAUGUUGACUAAGUCUGUAUCAAUAAAAGUAGGAGUAGUUGGAUCUGAAGGUGUGUUUCGCUUCACCGGAAUAUACGGCGUCGCUACUACGGCAAAUCGCAGUACUACGUGGAAUCUGCUCAGAACCCUAGCAGCUCAGGUUAAUCUCACAUGGCUCAUUGCGGGAGACUUUAAUGAAAUCUUGUGUUUGGAUGACAAGUCUGGUGAUCCGGCUCGCAGUGCAGCUCAGAUGUCUCGAUUCCGUCAAGCUUUGGUGGACUGUGUCAAUCCUGAGAGGCCUAUGGGACGACGCACCACCUGGAGGUUUCGCUUUGAAGAAAUGUGGCUAACUCACUCUGAUUGUGGGAAUAUUGUGAAGAAAGGCUGGAUGUUGCCUUCUACUGGAGGGUCUAUGGCUCAGGUUGGUCGGAUGAUCCAUCAAACGGGUAACCUGCUUCUUAAUUGGAAUGAAGGAGUGUUCCAGCAACGUCAAGUUGAGAUGAAGCUCAUUCAGACUAAAUUGGCAGUGUUAAUGAAAAAGGCUCACCAGGACUCCCAUUUUGACGAACUAAAAGCUCUUCAAGUUAGGAGAGCCUCUAAUAGAAGAUGUAGAAACCGUGUCAAGGGUUUGGUGAAGGAGGAUGGGAAGUGGACCAAUGAACCAAGUGAAGUGACGGACAUCUUAGUUCGAUAUUAUGAGGAUAUUUUUCAUGCCGAAAGUUCUGAUCCUUUGGCUACCGAUAUGGUACUUGAUUGUAUCCAACCUCGAGUCACUGAGAGUAUGAAUGCUGCACUCAUGGCCCCUUACUCGGAUGAUGAGAUUAAACGGGCCUUAUUCCAGAUGCAACCUUCGAAAUCUCCGGGACCGGAUGGUAUGUCUCCCUGUUUUUUCCAGAAGUUUUGGGAGGUGGUAGAGUUUGAUGUCUGCAAGGCAGUUAGAGAAGUACUCAAUACUGGACUGAUUUCCCAAGAGUCUAAUUUCACCCACCUUGUCUUGAUUCCGAAAGUUAAAGAGGUAAAACUAGCAUCGGACUUACGACCGAUUGCUCUUUGUAAUGUGGUCUACAAGAUUGCUUCAAAGGUGCUGGCUAACAGGUUGAAACAGUUCCUUCCAGAUAUUAUUUCUCCACUUCAGAGUGCGUUUGUUCUCGGUCGCCUUAUUUCUGAUAACACUCUUGUGGCUACUGAGGUAGCACAUUUUAUGAAAAAGCUUCGAAGACAGGCGGACGGAUUCUUUUCAUUGAAGUUAGAUAUCUCUAAGGCCUAUGAUAGGCUAGAGUGGAGUUUUUUGGAGGCUAUGUUGGUGAAACUAGGUUUUGCCCGAACCUGGGUGGAUGUUAUAUUAGCUACUGUCAAGUCUGUAAGUUACUCUAUCCUUAUUAAUGGUAACCCUACUGGUUUUAUUCUGCCAACUAGGGGUAUAAGGCAAGGGGAUCCCCUCUCCCCGUAUUUGUUUAUCUUAUGUGCAGAAGGCCUUUCUGCGUUAAUUUCUUCUAGUGUUCAGAAUGGGGUUCUCAGGGGACUCACUAUGUCACCUUCUGCUCCAACCAUACACCACUUAUUGUUUGCGGAUGAUAGCUUUCUAUUCGGAGAAGCUUCUGCUAGAGAGUGUCAGGCUGUUAAGAAUAUUCUCUCCAUUUAUGCCAGGGCUUCAGGACAAAAGAUUAACCUAGAGAAGUCUAGUGUGGUGUUUAGUGGUAAUGUGGAUUUACAUUCACAGAAUCACUUGGCGGCCAUUCUUGGUGUUAAAUGUGUGAAGGAGCAUGGACUAUACCUUGGUCUACCAAUACAUGUGGGGCAUAAUAAAACAGCCAUCUUUGCUUAUUUGAAGGAAAGACUCACCAAGAAAUUGAUAAGUUGGCGAUCGAAGAUACUUAGUACAGGAGGGAAAGAGCUUCUUCUCAAAGUUGCUGCUCAAGCUCUUCCGAACUAUGUCAUGAAUUGUUAUCUACUUCCCAAGUCCCUUUGUGAUGACCUUCAACAACUCUGUGCCCAAUUUUUUUGGGGAAGCACUGAUGAGAAAAGGAAGAUUCAUUGGAGGUCGUGGGAGAGAAUGUGUCUCCCAAAGGAGCAGGGUGGUUUAGGGUUUAAACACCUUUACGCUCAUAAUCUUGCCAUGUUAUCGAAACAAGGGUGGAGACUUUUGUCCAAUCCUACAUCACUGGUCGCUCGUGUUUUCAAGGUUGUCUACUAUCCUAAUGAUUCGUUUCUUACAGCGGAUUUGGGAGAUAGACCUUCCUAUUCGUGUACUGGAUCAUGGGAUUCUGUGGCAGUUCAUGCUUGCUUUACCGCUGAUGUGGCCGCACAUAUUCUGACUAUUCCCUUAAGCAUACGUUUUGGGACAGACAAGAUUGCUUGGAAGUUCGAUAAGAAAGGUUGGUUCUCGGUUAAAUCUGCAUAUAAGGUGGCUUGCUCUUUUUCCAUUGGUCACAUUUUUGCGUCGCCAUCUACUGGAGACCCAUUUGUUCCACUUUGGAAGGCCUUGUGGAAGGCCAAAGUCCCUAAUAAGGUGGCCAUUUUUGGAUGGCGUGCUGCUCAUAAUAUUCUUCCAACUAGGGUUGCCUUGACAGCGAAGGGGUAUACCGGUGAGGUACACUGUGUGGUGUGUUCCCAAGCAGCAGAAACGCUUGAACACCUAUUCUGUAAUUGUUCAAUAGCCCGGGAUAUUUGGAAUGCUCACCCUUUUGUUAUCCCUCCUUCUAAUUUACUGUGGAAGGACUGGUUGUUAACACGGGCUAGUUCCAUGCCCUCAACCCUAUUUGAUAAGCUUCUUGUCCAAAGAUGGAAUCUUUGGAGAAACCGGAAUGACAUUUUAUGGAAAAACCAUUCUCAAUCUAGCUCUUGUCUGGUGGCCAAUGCGUUAGCUUGGUAUGAGGAAUAUCUUCAAGCCAACUUGUGUGGGGGUCCUUCUCAUGGAAGACAACAGUUGAGUAAGCAAUGGGAACCCCCUGUCGGGGAUGUCUUGAAAUUGAAUGUAGAUGGAGCCUAUUUACCCCAAGUUCCCUACGAGGGAACAGGCGGAGUGCUUCGUAAUAUGCAAGGGCAGUUUGUUGCGGCCUUUGUUCAUAGAGUGGAUUAUAUCAGUUCUCCUCUCCAUGCCGAGCUGCUGGCUGUGAAGCAAGGCGUGCAACUCUUGCAAUCCAUGCACGUAACAAGUGCAGUACGUGAUCGAAAGUGA